GGGGAAAGGCGUAAAUCAUAGUCCAAACUCUAUUCUCUCAGCACUGAGAUGAAGAACAACGUUGAGCUGAUCUUCAUUCCCGCACCAGGGAUUGGCCACUUGACUUCAUCCCUUGAAUUUGCUCAGCUUCUAAUCAACCGUGACAACCAUCUUUCAGUCACGAUUCUCUGCAUCAAAUUCCCUUUAUCUCCAUUUGCAGACUCUUACAUCAAAUCAGCUUUAGCCUCACCUCAGAUCAAACUCAUUGAUCUCCCUCUUAUAGAACUUCCUCCACAUGAGUUAAUUGUCAAGUCUCCUGAACACUACAUAUGUACCUUCAUCGAGAGCCUGAAACCCCAUGUCAAAGCCACCUUGGAAAACAUCUUAUCGUCCUAUCCUAGGUCUGAAUCACAACCAGUUGUUAGGUUGGUCCUAGAUUUCUUUUGUCUGUCCAUGAUUGAUGUGGGGAAUGAACUUGGCAUCCCCUCUUACAUGUUCAUGACUUCAAAUGUUGCAUUUUCAGCUUUUAUUCUUUCCCUUCUGAAUCGUGGGAUAGAGGAUGUGUUCAAUGUCUCUGAGCCUGACUUGUUGAUUCGGGGUUUCCCAGAUCCAGUUCCUCUAAGUGUUUUUCCUCAUGCUGUUUUUAACAAAGAUGGUGGAUAUGCUGCAUUUUACAAGCUUGCUCAGAGGUUCUUGGACACCAAAGGAAUCAUUGUUAAUUCCUUCUCAGAUUUGGAGAAGUAUGCUAUCGAUGCAUUAUCCGAUGGUCAGAGUCAAGUACCUCCAAUCUAUGCUGUUGGUCCUUUGAUUGAUCUCAAGGGUCAGCCAAACCCAAAAUUAGAUCAAGCCCAGCAUGACAAAAUAUUGAAAUGGCUAGAUGAGCAACCACCUUCCUCUGUGGUGUUUCUUUGCUUUGGGAGCAUGGGAGGGUUUGCUCCAUCUCAAACAAGAGAAAUAGCAGUAGCACUGCAGGGUAGUGGGGUUCGGUUCUUGUGGGCUAUGAAUUCUCCACCAACUGCAGAUAAUGUAGACAGAACCUUACCAGAAGGUUUCUUAGAAUGGAUGGAGGGUAGGGGAAUGAUAUGUGGAUGGGCACCCCAGGUGGAGGUUCUGGCCCACAAAGCCAUUGUAGGCUUUGUUUCUCAUUGUGGGUGGAAUUCUAUUUUGGAAAGCUUGUGGUUUGGGGUACCAAUAUUGACAUGGCCUAUCUAUGCAGAACAACAGUUGAAUGCAUUUUGGAUGGAGAGGCAAUAUGGAUUAGCAGUGGAGUUGAGACUGGACUAUAAAAGGAGCAGUGAUCUUGUAACGGCAAAGGAGAUAGAGGAAGGGCUGAAAAAAUUGAUGGACAAAGAUAACAUGGUACACAAGAACGUGCUAGCGAUGAAAGAGAAGGCCAGGAAAGCUGUCCUCACCAGUGGUUCUUCUUUCAUUUCUGUUGGAAAACUAAUUGAUAAUAUAUUGGGAAGGAACUGAUAACACAGCGGCAGCUGCUCCUUUCUCGAAAUAAUAUCAGUCAUACCGUGUCAGUUAUUCGCACCUGUAUAAUAUAUUAUAUCCAGAAACAUGUCUCAUUCCUCAGAAAAAGUGUAAACUGGAUAUUAAAUUAAUAUGGAAAUGGUUGCAGUUUGGUUCGACAAAUUUAUUUAAGCAAUUCUUCCGUCA
Messenger RNA from Vigna radiata var. radiata (mung bean), 1641 nucleotides. RefSeq names its product UDP-glycosyltransferase 71K2. The record is from RefSeq and is a predicted model, not a curated record. Lineage: Eukaryota; Viridiplantae; Streptophyta; Magnoliopsida; Fabales; Fabaceae. The transcript has a single exon. Gene Ontology annotation, molecular function: UDP-glycosyltransferase activity. The coding region runs from base 49 to 1452 and encodes 467 amino acids.